AUGAAUUCAGCUGAGCAAACCGUUACAUGGCUGAUUACUCUGGGGGUGCUGGAAUCGCCCAAAAAGAGCAUCUCGGAUCCGGAGGGAUUUUUGCAGGCGUCUCUGAAAGACGGGGUGGUGCUGUGCAGGCUGCUGGAUCGCCUGCUGCCGGGGACCAUCGAUAAAGUUUAUCCGGAGCCGCGCACCGAGAGCGAGUGCCUGAGCAAUAUCCGCGAGUUCCUCCGCGCCUGCGGCGCCACUCUCCGCCUGGAGACGUUUGAUGCAAAUGAUCUCUAUCAGGGACAGAACUUCAACAAGGUGCUUAGCUCCUUGGUUGCUCUAAAUAAAGUAACAGCAGAUAUUGGGCUAGGAAGUGAUUCAGUGUGCGCAAGGCCAUCAUCUCAUCGAAUAAAAUCUUUUGAUUCCCUGGGAUCCCAGUCUUUACAUAGCAGAACCUCAAAACUUUUUCAGGGCCAGUAUCGAAGUCUGGAUAUGACAGAUAACAGCAACCACCAGCUGGUGGUAAGAGCAAAGUUUAAUUUUCAACAAACCAAUGAAGAUGAACUUUCUUUUACAAAAGGAGAUAUUAUUCACGUUACGAGAGUGGAAGAAGGAGGCUGGUGGGAAGGAACUCACAAUGGCAAGACAGGCUGGUUUCCCAGCAAUUACGUACGAGAAGUAAAAUCAAAUGAAAAACCUGUCUCCCCAAAAUCAGGAAGCCUGAAGAGUCCACCAAAGGGAUUUGAUACGUCUGCAAUUAGCAAAAGCUAUUAUAAUGUGGUGCUACAAAACAUUCUAGAAACAGAAAACGAAUAUGCUAAGGAACUGCAGACCAUGCUUUCUAACUACCUGCGACCCUUACAAGCUAGUGAAAAGUUAAACUCUACAGAUACUUCAUAUUUAAUGGGAAACCUAGAGGAAAUCAGUUCUUUUCAGCAAAUGCUUGUACAGUCUUUAGAAGAAUGCACCAAGUUGCCUGAAACUCAGCAGCGGGUUGGUGGUUGCUUCCUAAAUCUGAUGCCACAAAUGAAAAAUUUAUACCUUGCGUACUGUGCCAACCACCCUUCGGCAGUAACCGUCCUCACAGAACACAGUGAAGAGCUGGGAGAAUUCAUGGAGAUGAAAGGAGCCAACAGCCCUGGGAUUCUUGUAUUGACCACAGGCCUGAGCAAACCUUUUAUGCGCCUGGAUAAAUAUCCCACAUUGCUCAAAGAGCUUGAAAGACACAUGGAGGAUUAUCAUCCCGACCGGCCUGACAUUCAGAAAUCCAUGACAGCUUUCAAAAAUCUUUCUGCACAGUGUCAAGAAGUACGGAAAAGAAAGGAGCUUGAACUCCAAAUACUAACAGAAGCUAUCCGCUGCUGGGAAGGAGAGGACAUUAAAACACUUGGAAAUGUUAUUUACAUGUCACAAGUCAUGAUUCAGUGUGCUGGAAGUGAGGAAAAGAAUGAAAGAUACCUUCUUCUCUUUCCUAACAUAUUGCUCAUGUUGUCCGCCAGUCCUAGAAUGAGUGGGUUUAUCUAUCAGGGGAAAUUGCCGCUAACAGGCAUGGCCAUUGCAAAGCUAGAAGACAGUGAAAAUCACAGAAAUGCAUUUGAAAUAUCAGGAAAUAUGAUUGAACGGAUAUUGGUAUCUUGUAACAACCAACAAGAUUUGCAUGAAUGGGUAGAUCAUCUGCAGAAGCAAACCAAAGUGACUACUCUUGGGAUGCCUGCUAUUAAACCUCAUUCUGUGCCAUCUCACACGCUUCCUUCUCAUCCUCUAACACCAUCCAGCAAGCAUGCAGACAGCAAGCAAAUGCCCCUGACUCCAGUAUACCACACUCUUCCACAUCCUUCACAUCAUGGGACGCCUCAUACCACUAUAAACUGGGGACCCCUGGAGCCUCCCAAAACUCCUAAGCCGUGGAGUUUGAGCUGCUUGCGGCCAGCACCUCCAUUACGGCCUUCAGCAGCACUCUGUUACAAAGAGGAUCUCAGCAAAAGUCCCAAAACCAUGAAAAAACUACUGCCCAAGCGAAAACCUGAACGGAAACCAUCAGAAGAAGAGUUUUCACUGAGAAAAAGUACUGCUGCAUUAGAAGAAGAUGCUCAGAUUCUAAAAGUCAUUGAAGCUUACUGCACAAGUGAAACGCGCCAAACAUUAAAUUCAACAUGGCAAGGCACUGACCUGAUGCAUAAUCACGUCUUGGCUGAUGAUGACCAAUCAAGUCUAGACUCCUUGGGUCGUCGCAGUAGCCUUUCUCGUUUGGAGCCUUCCGACCUCUCUGAAGACUCUGACUAUGACAGUAUAUGGACAGCCCAUAGUUACAGAAUGGGGUCUACAUCUCGCUCCCGUAAAGAAUCUGCUCCCCAAGUACUGCUUCCAGAGGAGGAGAAAAUUAUUGUAGAAGAAACAAAAAGUAAUGGUCAGACUGUGAUAGAAGAAAAAAGUCUUGUUGACACAGUAUAUGCAUUAAAGGAUGAAGUUCAGGAAUUAAGACAGGAUAACAAAAAAAAGAAAUCCCUGGAAGAAGAACAAAGAGCUCGCAAGGAGUUGGAAAAACUUGUCCGGAAAGUUCUAAAGAGUAUGAAUGAUCCAUCUUGGGAUGAAACCAAUUUAUAACAAACUUACUGUUGUUCUUUUCUUUUUCUUUCUAUUGAAAGACCAGUUGUCAAAUGAAGCUGGGAAGUCUUCUGACAUUUAGUCAGCGUUGCAUAACAAGCACUACAAAGUAGGACUUAACUGGAUCAAAUGAUUUUUAUUUCUUACAAUGUAUAAUAAUAAUAAUAAUAAUAAUAAUAAUAAUCCAUUCACUUAAGCUGUCUGUACUUAAGUGUAGAUAGCAUGGACCCUGAACUUGUGUGCAUCUAAAUUACCUCAUUUUUGCAGCAAGUGCAACAGCUGGCUAAGCAGUCCAUGACGCCACCCUACCCCAAAAAACACUUUGUAAAUAUUAUCUGUAAUUUUGAAUGCAUAUGUGAUCAAUGUAUCAGGACUGAUAUAGUGUUAUCGUUUCUUUCUGUAAUGAUUGCAGCAGACGGACAUGGCAGUGCCUGAUGCUCUUCUAAAAUUUACUGAAAAUUCUGCUCCGAGAUGGAUUGUUUCAAAUUGUUCUAGACAUAGUAGGUGUUAGUUGCAAAAUGUGUGUGUUUUUUUUGUAAUUUCCCGACCUAUUUCCCAGUAUUCACCAGCCUGUUUUAAUAACUUAAUUAAAUCUAUUUAUGUCUGUUUAAAGCUUCAGACACAAUUUUAACAUGCUUUUUAAAAACACCAAGCUGUCAAUGCAGUGACAAUUGGCACCAUUUUGUAUUCAAGCUAGCAUCUUAAAGAUCCAAGACAGACAGUUAAGUUUCUUUUGGCAUGCCAAUAUGCAGAAUUACUAGUUAAAGGUGGAUGUACUUGCUCUUGUUUUUUUUU
Lacerta agilis (Sand lizard) is the source of this 3378-nucleotide messenger RNA. It is a transcript of the gene ARHGEF7, whose product is annotated as Rho guanine nucleotide exchange factor 7. Gene Ontology annotation, molecular function: protein binding; guanyl-nucleotide exchange factor activity. The record is from RefSeq and is a predicted model, not a curated record. Lineage: Eukaryota; Metazoa; Chordata; Lepidosauria; Squamata; Lacertidae. Gene Ontology annotation, biological process: intracellular signal transduction.